CUGUCCAUGCAUUGCAUGUAAUAUGCAUGCAGCGGCAAUAAUUUGACAACUGCUCCAGAAUUACAGCCCGCCGCCAGGCCAGGUCGGCCAGAUCGAGAGCUCGCUGGAGCUAGCUGUCGCCGACGUCCCGAUAAACCGGUACGUACGUACGGCCGGAACGUGAGCGAGCGCCCGUGCCAUAGCUGUACGGUAUUAUUGUUAUUGCUGCGCUGCGCUUACACGGCACUGGUCCUGCAAUGCAUGUAAUUUGCCAACUGAAUGUGACAAGAGAUCUUCAUUUCUGUGUCAAGUGUGACAGCUAAAAUUAAUUAGUUAGCACUUCGUCUCAUUAAAGACAUCUUUGCUCUGAUAAAAUCUCCAGAAAACAAAAUGAACGCGUUGAGCAUGCCAUUCACGCCACCAAUCGUGAAGAGGUUGCUUGGAUGGAAGAAGGACAAUUCGGAGGACAAAUGGUCGGAGAAGGCUGUGAAAAGUUUAGUAAAAAAGCUGAAGAAGUCAGGAUGCCUUGAGGAACUUGAGAGAGCUGUUACGACGCAGAACAGCCAAACCAAAUGCAUUACCAUACCUAGAUCUUCAUUUGUGACGAGUGGAGCACAAUUUAUACCACACCCCCAUCCCAAAGCUGCAUCUCUUGAUGGACGUUUGCAAGUGUCUCAUAGGAAGGGACUUCCCCAUGUGAUAUACUGUAGACUAUGGCGUUGGCCUGAUCUUCAAAGCCACCAUGAACUCAAAGCUGUUGAACGUUGUGAAUAUGCCUUUCAUCUUAAAAAAGAUGAAGUCUGUGUCAACCCUUACCACUAUGCACGAGUCGAGACUCCAGUGCUUCCUCCUGUGCUGGUACCAAGACAAACAGAUCUAUCCUUAGAUGUCUCCAGAAAACUACCACAUCUUGAUGAACUCUCUAACAACACAGUACCUGACAAUGCAACAUUUCUGGUUGGUAUGGACACGCAGAGUUCAAGUCAUACACACUCACUUCCUUCAGAAACCCCACCUCCAGGCUAUAUGAGUGAUGAUGGGGAGACUAGUGAACAGAAUAUGGAUACAUCAUCAACAAACAGCAACAACACUGCUCCACAGUCCACCGAAUCCCUUGAUUUGCAGCCAGUGUCGUACUGCGAGCCUCCGUUUUGGUGUUCUAUUGCCUAUUAUGAGAUGCAUCAACGAGUUGGUGAGGCGUUUCAUGCAUCACAACCAUCACUUACCAUUGAUGGAUUUACUGACCCAUCAAGCUCAGAAAGAUUCUGUCUUGGUCUUCUCUCUAAUGUUAACAGAGAUCCACAAGUUGAACAAACACGCAGACAUGUUGGAAAAGGUGUGCGGUUGUACUACAUAGGUGGAGAGGUAUUUGCAGAGUGUUUGAGUGAUAGCAGUAUCUUUGUUCAGAGUCCUAACUGUAAUCAGAGAUAUGGAUGGCAUCCUGCUACAGUGUGUAAGAUUCCACCAGGAUGCAACUUGAAGAUCUUCAACAAUCAGGAGUUUGCAGCCCAGCUCUCUCAGAAUGUAAACCGAGGAUUUGAGGCAGUCUAUGAGUUAACAAGGAUGUGCACCAUCCGUAUGAGCUUUGUAAAAGGAUGGGGAGCAGAGUAUCGACGUCAGACAGUCACUUCAACACCAUGUUGGAUUGAGCUUCACCUGAAUGGACCUCUUCAAUGGUUGGAUAGAGUUCUUACUCAGAUGGUUCCUCCUGAUAAAGUCUGCUCUAGUAUGUCUUAAUCUCUCUCUUCUACCAUUCUAGGUGCUAUCUUGGAUAUUUGUGAAAGAAUCAGAAACAAUGGAAUGAAGGAAUCCAACAAGAAAUGGAGGUUGAAUAAGAGAUAUAAAACUUUGAAAGACUAACAGAUUGUUGUUCGGUUUUAGACAACACCAGAAAGACACAAAGAGUUUAAACCAGAAAAAUGGAAGUCAUCUUCUCAACAUUACGUUUUCCUUGUUCUUAUGCUUUUUGAUUUUCUUGUUUAUGCUAUAUCACCUCUAUGCCAAGGAGAGAGUGUGGACUAGUAUUGAAGUAUGCCUGGAUAUAUGAUAGAAUUCAAGAAGAAUAUACUUUGUAGAGUGAACCUGCUUUGUUAUCAUCAUAUGUACCUUGAUCAUGGUAUGAUAUUGCAAUGGAAGUCAACUGAGAAGAACCUUCAGUUAGAUAUUCAAUAUCAUAAUGGAAUUCUAUUGGAACAACUACACUUUGCAAUUCGUGAAAGGAACGUUUUUUUUUUAAUUCAAAAGAUCUUGCUGUGUUCUGAUGUUAUGCGAGACAAUCAUUAUCAGACAGAAACGUGUUUAAUGUAUGGUUUUACCAGGUUCCAGCAGUUUUUAUAUGCACCCACAAUCUCUGUGAAGAAAAGCUCUCUCAUAUUGGAUAUAUUUCAUUGUAAAUGGCACCCUCGCAAGUAGAUUUUAUCAUGUUGAAAUCAAAAAGUCAGGAGUCAGUGAUGCGAAGUGAUCUCAGCAUUGGAAAACAAAUAAAUAGGUAACUAGCAGCUUUAAACCUGUGAUUCUGUAAUUAACCAAGAAAUAUGAGCUGAAUUAACAACAAAAAAAUGUUGUUGGGUUAGUGGCUUUUUUUGGUUAGUGGCCUUGUUGACUCCAAAGAAUCAUUCAUACUUGAUGCACAAGUGGAAAAUUGGUCUGUUAAAGCCUCUUUUAAUUGAUGAUGAUGGUGUACUUUGAUUUAACAAAAACCAAAGUAUUUAAUGGUAACCAUUUUUCAUGAAUCCUUUUCUGGCUUGCUGUGGUAAUACUAUUUACUGGGAGUCUACUGCAUUCUCAGGAGUAUUUUCAUGCAGCCAACUGUCAGUCAUAUUAACUGUUACAAGCUACUAAAAUUUUUGCUUCUGAUUUGCUAUUUCUCAAUGGUAAUCCAACAGGCAUUGGAAGAGAAAAAGGGCAUACAUAUGACAGAUGGUCAUACACACUACUGUAAAAUAUGUACAUAGACUAAUUUGUUCUCUCUUUUUUAUUGUGAUGGAUGUACAAGCAAGCUCAUGUGUAACUGAUGUGGAUAAGUAGAUGUCUGUAGCAGUUCAUUACAGAUGACUUGAUUCAUUGAAGCUGUAUUAUGAAGUUCUUGCCAAUUUACAACUCUGCUUACAUACAUGGUUAUUUGAUAUUAGCUAGUAGUUUACUCAACUGUUCAAAGAAGAAAUAGAAUAAAUAUAUAGACCCAAACGCAAUAUUAAAGGGGUACUCCAGGCUGAAAAUGAUAUGAUUUGAA
Lytechinus variegatus (green sea urchin) is the source of this 3211-nucleotide messenger RNA. RefSeq names its product mothers against decapentaplegic homolog 3-like. NCBI's taxonomy places the organism in Eukaryota, Metazoa, Echinodermata, Echinoidea, Temnopleuroida, Toxopneustidae. The record is from RefSeq and is a predicted model, not a curated record. Bases 370 to 1716 code for a protein of 448 amino acids. The transcript is spliced from 9 exons. Gene Ontology annotation, molecular function: RNA polymerase II cis-regulatory region sequence-specific DNA binding; I-SMAD binding; DNA-binding transcription factor activity, RNA polymerase II-specific. Gene Ontology annotation, cellular component: heteromeric SMAD protein complex. Gene Ontology annotation, biological process: transforming growth factor beta receptor signaling pathway; SMAD protein signal transduction; regulation of transcription by RNA polymerase II.